Brassica oleracea var. oleracea is the source of this 765-nucleotide messenger RNA. RefSeq names its product zinc finger protein ZAT8-like. Gene Ontology annotation, biological process: response to chitin; response to stress. Lineage: Eukaryota; Viridiplantae; Streptophyta; Magnoliopsida; Brassicales; Brassicaceae. The transcript has a single exon. The coding region runs from base 36 to 650 and encodes 204 amino acids. The record is from RefSeq and is a predicted model, not a curated record.
UGAAGUCAGUCAAAUCCAAUUCAAAACAAUCAACUAUGGUUUCAAGAAGUGAGAAUCUUAAUCGGACGGUGGAAAAUAGAGCGCAGGAUAGCGAGAAACUUGAUCGGACUGUGGAAGGUACGGCAGCGAAUAACGAGAAACUUGAGAGGACGGUGGAAGAUAAGGCGGCAAACUGUCUGAUGCUGUUAUCAAGAAUUGGGGAAAACGGGGGAGGAGGCCGAGAGAGUCGUGUUUACAGAUGCAAAACGUGUAUGAAAGAGUUCUCAUCGUUCCAAUCUUUAGGAGGCCAUCGCGCAAGCCACAAUAAACACGUUAACAACAACAGCAGCGACGAACAGUCGUCACUUUCUUCGGGAUCCAUCGCUAAGAGGAAGACCACGAACACAACAAGGUCGCAUCGUUGUCCGAUAUGUGGCGUGGAGUUUCCGAUGGGACAGGCUCUUGGUGGUCACAUGAGGAAGCAUAGGAACGAGGAAGAGGCUAGCGGCGCGUUGGUUACACGCUCUUUUUUCCCUGAGGCGGCGGCUUCGAUGAUUACGACAUUGAAGAAAUCUAGUAGUGGGAAAAGGGUUGAGUGUUUUGACUUGGGGCCAGAUUCUGUGGAGAGUAGCAUCAAUUUGAACUUGGAGUUAGGAAGAAGCAUGUACUGAUUUUCCAUAUUCAUCUGGAUAUACUCUACAAUAGUUUUCCUAUUCCUUAGUUUUAUAGAGUAAGCUAGCAUCUUGAUUUUGCAUAGAGUUGUUGUAGAUGGGCUACGAUUUUACA